CCACCUUGUUGUCUCUCUUGCUUUUUUCUCCCCCGCUUCCGUUUCAAAUGGUCUUGUGCUCUCGUUGAAUUCCUUCCCCACUCUCUCUCUCUCUCUCUCUCUCUCUCUACACCUACCUCUUGCUGAAGAAAACAAGGCAGCAGAUAGCAGUAUCGGCAGCAGCAUUUAAUUAAUAAAAUCAAGAAGGGUGAAGAAUCCAAUUAAUCAGAAUAGCUAGCUCAGCUGUUAGAGAGAAAGUAGAAGGAAAGAAAGGCGGGGGAGGGCAGAUCGAACGAUUGAUCAUGCCACAGGAAGAAGAAAGCAGCAGCAGCAGCUGGUGCAAUAGUAAUAUCAAUGAGGAGGAGAUGAGUAGCAGCGGAGUGAAGAACCUGGUGAGGGGAUUCAAAUCCUUAGGGUCUUCUUCUAACAAGACGGACGCAGGCGGGGGAGAUGAGAUGAUUAGCGACCGAGAAUUGGCUCACCGGAAAGCCGAAGAAGCUGCUGCGAGGAGAUACCAAGCAGCAGAAUGGCUUCGACAGAUGAACGGAGGAGGUUGCUCCCUUCCCCAACACCCUUCCGAGGAAGAGUUCCGCCUUGCUCUCAGAAACGGUCUUAUCCUCUGCAACGUCCUCAACAAAGUCAACCCCGGCGCCGUCCACAAGGUGGUGGAGAGCCCAGUAAUGGCGGUGCAGUCCACGGAAGGACCCGCGCAAUCUGCAAUUCAGUACUUCGAGAAUAUGAGGAACUUCCUCGUUGCUGUUAAAAAGAUGGAGCUCCUGACUUUCGAAGCUUCUGAUUUGGAGAAGGGAGGCUCCUCAAGUAAGGUGGUAGAUUGCAUCCUUUGUCUGAAGGGAUACUAUGAAUGGAAGCUGGCUGGCGGAAUUGGGGUGUGGAGGUAUGGUGGGCUGGUCAAGAUCACUUCCUUCCCCAAGGAAUCACCAGCUUCAUUGAUGGGCAGUGAAAGUGCCGAUGAGUCAUUUGAUGAAUCUGAAUCUUCUCAGUUUGAGCAGUUGCUAGAAUUUCUCCAUUUUUCUAAUGAAGUCCCAGUUGAAGAAUCUACAACUGCCAAUGUUUUGGCAUUCCUUUUUGAUCAUUUUGGACUAGGGUUGCUGCAAGCUUACCUUAGGGACAGUAAUGGGAUUGAUGACUUCCCUUUGAAUGCAACGGUCAUAGAUACAUUGCUGAGCAAGGUGGUUAAGGAUUUCUCAGCAUUGCUUGUUUCUCAAGGCACACAGCUUGGACUCUUCUUGAAAAAGAUAGUGAAGGGAGACAUUGGUUACAUGUCAAAGGAGGAAUUCGUUGAAGCCAUUUCACAGUAUCUAAGCCAUAGAAAGAAUUUGGUGUCUAGUGAUUUCUCCAAGUUUUGUACCUGCAGAGGCCAAAAACAGUUUCUUGGGCACACACGAACCUCUAGUGAAUCGUCUUAUCUCUCAGAGACAACCGAUCUUCACCAGAAAGAGCUUCACGAGUUGAGAUUGCAUUACAAGCUGACAAGACAAGAAGUUGUGCAAAUGCAAGCAGAUUGGAGGGAAGAAAUAAGUCAGCUUGUGCUUCAUAUCAAGAGACUUGAAGUUGCAUCCUCUACAUACCACACUGUUCUGGAGGAAAACCGUGAGCUCUAUAAUCAAGUCCAGGAUCUAAAAGGCUCAAUACGAGUGUACUGUCGGGUCAGGCCAUUCCUAUCGGGACAAACAAAUGUACAAUCCACAGUUGAUUACAUUGGAGAAAAUGGAAAUCUUAUGAUCGUUCAUCCUCACAAACCAGGAAAGGAUGCAAGAAAGGUGUUCAACUUUAACAAAGUGUUUGCUACAAGUUGCACACAAGAGCAAAUAUAUGAUGACACGCAACCAUUGAUCAGGUCGGUACUAGAUGGCUAUAAUGUUUGCAUAUUUGCAUAUGGGCAAACUGGAUCAGGGAAGACUUAUACGAUGAGUGGUCCUGAUUUGAACACUGAAGAAACAUGGGGUGUAAACUAUCGUGCUCUUCGUGACCUAUUUCAAAUCACAAAGAAGAGGGCAGAUGUUAUUAAAUAUCAAGUUGGAGUUCAGAUGAUUGAAAUAUACAAUGAGCAAGUAAGAGAUCUACUGGUUUGCGAUGGCUCCAAUAGAAGAUAUCCUUUCAAAAACAUCCGUAAUAACUCUCAACUGAAUGGACUAAAUGUACCUGAUGCAAGCUUAAUACGGGUAUCAAGCACUCAGGAUGUUCUCGAUCUAAUGAGAAUUGGUCAUAGAAAUCGUGCAGUUGGUGCCACUGCUCUAAAUGAAAGAAGCAGCCGUUCUCAUAGUAUUUUGACAGUUCAUGUCUAUGGAAAAGAGUUGAUAUCUGGUUCCGUACUUAAAGGCUGCCUGCAUCUAGUAGAUUUGGCUGGCAGUGAGCGUGUGGAUAAAUCUGAAGCUGUUGGUGAAAGGUUAAAAGAAGCUCAACACAUCAAUCGAUCUCUCUCAGCCCUUGGAGAUGUUAUCUAUGCUUUGGCACAGAAGAGUCAGCAUGUUCCCUAUAGAAACAGCAAGCUAACACAAGUUCUACAAGAUUCUUUAGGUGGGCACGCAAAAACAUUAAUGUUUGUCCAUAUAAAUCCUGACGUCAAUGCUAUUGGGGAGACAAUCAGCACUCUGAAGUUUGCAGAAAGAGUUGCUUCUAUAGAAUUGGGAGCAGCUAAAGCAAACAAAGAAACUGGUGAAAUCCGGGAUCUCAAAGAAGAGAUAUCAAGCUUGAAACAUAAUUUGGAGAAAAAGGAAGCUGAACUUGAACAGCUGAAAAGUGGAAGUUCUGGUAGAAACACAACAGAGGUACAAAGAGAAAGGGCUGUUUCUCCUUACUAUUUGCCAAAGCAUGGUACAAACUCCAACUUGAAAUCUGAAAUAGUUCAACGGGGAAAUGCAAAUGAUGAAGCAAUUCAGAGUCGAAGUUGCUCUUCUGGAAAACAAAGGAGGUCUAGAUUUCCAUUAGCUUUCACAGAUAAGGAAGCUCUGCCAAAGCGUCCAUUGGACCAGAGGUCAGGAAGUUUCACAAAGCAAAGGUCACCUUCUCCUCCUGUUAGGAGAUCAAUCUCGACAGACAGAGGAGCCAUGAUCAGGAACAUGACCAAACCCGAGACAGUUGAUAUUAAUACCUCAGUUGGAAGAGCCCCUUUUCCCGGUAGAGCUGGUGCUGUCAAAUGUGUUGCACCAAUGGAGAACAAGUCAAAUGCAACCAGCAUAGGGUUCCAGGAAGCAGUGAAGCAGGAUAGUAUAGCUAGUGCAUUCUAUAACUUCCAGAGGAAUAAUAUCACUGCAAGGAAGCAAUUCCCAGAACAAGAGGAAGAACAAUUCAAACAGGCUCUUAACAUAAGACAAGGUGGUAUUCGAAAAUCCAAGAACGAGGUUAAGGUUAAAUCGAAACAGAUUAUUCCUGCAAGGCCGCCAAAAUUUGAAAUGGGUAUGAAUAUGAUGAUGCUGCCUGAAAUGGGUGCCGGCGAUAAGCAAGACGAGCCACGCAGAAGUGACUUCUCAGUGCCUGAAAAUGAGCUGAUAAUGGCUGGCUCCCCAUUGCUUGGCUCUUUGAAUGUAAAGAAGCUGCAAAGGAACUUGUCCAGGAACUCUCACAAUCUUGAAGCAAGAGGAUCUCGGAAUGCAAAAGAAGGUGCGAAUGCUGCAAGUUCACCAGCUGUAAUGCCAGAGUUGAGGAGGAGUCGAUCUACUCCUCGCGGAAAGUUCAUUUUGUCUUGAGGGUCCAUCAACAAAACACUGGUAUAUGUAUGAAUACGAAUAUGAUACAAAGAGCAACAUUUAAACAAAGUGCUAUAGAAAUAUUAUGUAUAGGAUACUGCUGUUGUUGAGUUGUGGUUUGGACUUUGAGUGAGACCAAUUCAUUUUGACAUUGUAAUACUUGUACUCUCACAUGUCAUGCAUAUGAAGAGUGGAUUUAAUGAUGAAACAUGAGAAGCGUUUCAUGGUUU
Messenger RNA from Linum tenue, 3916 nucleotides. Lineage: Eukaryota; Viridiplantae; Streptophyta; Magnoliopsida; Malpighiales; Linaceae. The record is from the annotation of a GenBank genome assembly.